Messenger RNA from Diospyros lotus (date-plum), 959 nucleotides. Its product is annotated as HMG-Y-related protein B-like. The transcript is spliced from 2 exons. Gene Ontology annotation, cellular component: nucleolus; nucleus; nucleosome. Gene Ontology annotation, molecular function: nucleosomal DNA binding; double-stranded DNA binding; structural constituent of chromatin. NCBI's taxonomy places the organism in Eukaryota, Viridiplantae, Streptophyta, Magnoliopsida, Ericales, Ebenaceae. Gene Ontology annotation, biological process: nucleosome assembly; negative regulation of DNA recombination; chromosome condensation. Bases 129 to 704 code for a protein of 191 amino acids. The record is from RefSeq and is a predicted model, not a curated record.
UCAGCCAUCAUCCAUCCUCCAUUAACCCUUGUGCGUCUGAAAGAAAUUGAAUCAAUCGAAUCCCUUUUGUUCCUCCACCAGACCCAGGCUUCCUUCUCUGUAUCUGUGUCUGUCCGAUUCUAUCCGACAUGGCCGCUGAAGAGUCCACUAACCCCCCAGCUCAACCUGCCUCUUUGCCCCAGUACCCAGAGAUGAUUUUGGCUGCGAUCGAAGCACUCAACGACAAGAAUGGCUCGAACAAGUCCUCCAUCUCGAAGCACAUCGAGGCCACCUACGGCGAACUCCCGCCGGCGCACUCCACGCUGUUGUCUCACCAUUUGAACAAGAUGAAGCAGAGUGGUCAGCUCCUCGUGGUCAAGAACAACUACAUGAAGCCUGACCCUGAUGGGCCACCGCGCCGCGGCCGGGGCCGUCCGCCGAAGCCCAAGGAUCCGCAGCCGCCUGACACGGCGGUUUCGUCGCCGAGGCCCAGAGGCCGCCCUCCCAAGCCCAGAGACCCUGCAGCUCCUCCACCGCCGACAAAGUCACCUACUUCGACUUCGGGUAUUAGUACUGGGCGCCCUCGUGGGAGGCCACCGAAGAAGGCCAAGACUACGACUCCUGCUGGUGGCAGCGAUUCGACAGCACCGCUGACCGGAGUAAAGAGAGGGAGAGGGCGGCCGCCGAAGGUGAAACCGGCGGUGGCCACACCGGUAGGGGUCUGAAUGAUGAUUAGUCUUAGGGGCGUUAGUGCUAAUUGUUUUAAUUUUAUUUUCUUGGGUUUUUCUAAUGUUUUAGUCUUUUUCUUUGGUUUAUUUCUUUAAUUUAUUUUAAAGUCAUAACUUUGGUGAGUUGGAAACAUGGAGUUGGAGUGAGUGAGUAGGUCAUUUCCCCCGGGAUUUGGGGGGUGUUUGGCAAAUGCGAUGACUGUAAUUCCCAAUGUAAAUGGCUGGCUGUGGAGGCCCCCUCUCCUUCUUCUU